AUGGAGUGGUCGGUUCGCUUGAGUGCAAUGACUUUACUGUUGUUAAUUAACGAGGAAGUGAAAGGAAUAAUCUCAGGACUGAAGUGUGCAAGGGACAGCAUGACCAAAAUUAAGGUUAAAGCGGGCGCAACGUGUUUUCUGCUUGACAUGGAAAACAACACAAAUGAAGGAAAUAAGACUGGUUCCGCAUUUGUUAAAAAGUGGUCCUCCUAUGUGGAAGUGCGUACUUCCAGUCCUGCAAGUACGGUUGACCUACAAAGUAGUGACGAGUCCUUAAAUGAGUCUGCUAUUGAGUUGAUGAACAUGGAUUUUUUGGACCAAAGUGAUGCGGAGAUUGGGAUCAUGAAAGAAGAUGACACUGCAGCCAAAGGCAAACAUGAAAAGGAAGCUGAACAGAAAUACUUAGGUUUAUUUGAUGUCCACAUCGAUAAUUUGGUACCACCUACACCAAAAAGAACGUCAAGACUGCUUGACCUGCAGCAUGUCAAAUUUCUGAUGGAUUCGUUCCAGUCCGGAUUCACAAACCAGCUUACCAUCCUAGUGGGUGACUGUUCAGUGCAGUUCAGCGAUGGGUUUAGCCGCAUCAAGUCAUCGUGGGGAAAAACUGGCAUGUGGUCAAGACAGAGGAAAAGGAAGAGGGAGAAACAGAGAGCUGGAUUCAUCCAGAAUCCAUACCAGUUCUCCAAAGACAUCCUUGACAACGAACGAUCAGGAACAUUAGAGAGCAGUAUGGAGGACAUAGAACAGCACUUACGCAAUGUCCACAGUGAUCCUUCACGGGAGGCUCCACUGGGUAACUGUUCAAGGCUAGAACCAGAAGACCCACCAGAAACUCCUUUGGACACAAAGGAGCCAUCAUUGUCUGAGGUACAGCACGUAGUGAAGAAAGCGAGGACAGGCUCAGCCCCAGGCCCGAAUGGCAUUCCUUAUCGUGUCUUUAAGAUGUGCCCUGGCAUUCUUCGGAAACUAUGGACCCUACUUAGAGUUAUUUGGAGAAAGGGCAAAAUCCCGGAUUGCUGGAAGAGAGCGGAGGGAAUAUUUGCCCCAAAGGAGAAGGACUCGAAGGAUAUUGGUCAGUUCCGGACCAUUUCUCUGCUGAACGUAGAGGGGAAGAUAUUCUUUGCAGUCCUAGCCAAGCGACUGACAACGUUCCUUACUGACAACAACUACGUUGAUACGUCAAUUCAGAAGGGUGGAGUUCCCGGAUUUUCUGGCUGCGUCGAGCAUACCAGUGUUCUCAGCCAAGUGAUCAGGGAGGCACGAGUGAACCAUGAUGACCUGACUGUAGUGUGGCUAGACCUUGACAACGCUUAUGGAUCAAUACCCCACAAGUUGAUUGAGAAGGCACUUGAGCAGUAUCAUGUACCAGAACACGUUUGUAACCUGGUAAAAGACUACUACAGAGGCAUUAAGCUACGCUUUGCUGUGGGAGACAAGACAACAGCAUGGCAAAGCUUGGAGAAAGGCAUUGUCACAGGAUGCACAAUCUCUGUGGUCCUGUUUGUGAUGGGUAUGAACCUCAUCAUCAAUGCGGCGAAGAGAGAGACACGUGGUCCAAAAGCAGCAUCAGGAAUCUACUUACCUCCAGUUAAGGGAUUCAUGGAUGACCUCACUCUGACAGCAAAGACCCACAUCCAAGCAAGGUGGAUGCUUUCGGCCCUAGAAGAGGCAGCAACUUGGUCCAGAAUGAGGUUCAAACCCAGAAAGUCCAGAGCACUUGUUAUCAGGAAAGGCCAACCAACCAAGAAAUUCAAUCUGACAGUGCAAGGUGAGGACAUACCAUCGAUAAUGGACAGCCCCAUUAAAUGCCUUGGGAAGUGGUAUGAUGCUACACUCCAAGAUGGGAAUAACAUCAAGCGCAUCAAGAACCAGCUCACUGAAGGGCUGAAGCAGAUUGACAAAAGCGGACUACCUGGCAAAUUCAAGGCCUGGUUAUUCCAGAAUGGACUUCUCCCACGACUGAUGUGGCCACUGAUGCUUUAUGAGGUGGCAACAACAGUGGUGGAAGGACUGGAGAGAACCAUUAGUAGGCAUUUGCGAAAGUGGCUUGGCGUACCACCCAGCUUCAGCAACAUUGGACUCUAUGGACGAUCAAAUCAACUACAGCUCCCAUUGAGUUCGUUGGUGGAGGAGUACAAGGUGGCAAAAGCCAGACUUGUCAUGACGCUGAAGGAUUCAAGGGAUGACAUGGUCCGAAGAGCAGGUGUUGAGACCAGGACGGGAAGAAAGUGGUCCGCUAGCCAGGCUGUAGCGCAAGCCGAGAGCCGCCUGCGACACAAAGACAUUGUGGGAACAACGGCAGUGGGAACACAAGGUCUGGCUCUGCGGAGACGAGGAGUUGGAAGAAGGCGGACAGUAGGACAAGGAGGGAGAUGGUCCAGGCAGAGGUACGUCUGGCCGAAGAAGAAGAUCGAGGCAUAA
Dreissena polymorpha is the source of this 2421-nucleotide messenger RNA. RefSeq lists its product as uncharacterized. The transcript has 8 exons. The record is from RefSeq and is a predicted model, not a curated record. Lineage: Eukaryota; Metazoa; Mollusca; Bivalvia; Myida; Dreissenidae. Bases 1 to 2421 code for a protein of 806 amino acids.